CGGUCUGUUUGCUUGUGUACUCGAGUGCGAUGUGUUGGAAUUUUCACUGCAAUCUGUGUAAUCCUAUCAAAACAUUUUAUUUUUGAUACUUAACAUUGUGAUUUUCGAAAUUUGUGCGUCUCAAUCUAGCUUAAAAGUAAUAGACAAGUUACUGCAUAUGUAAAAUAAACGAUGGCAUUCCCGUAACAUAGAUUUGCAAUGAGUCCGAACAGCUUUCUGCUAAACGUGGAGGAAAACAUUCGCAGCAAAAUCAGCUGGCGAAAUUUGCCUCCGGAGAUACGCAAGACACUCAAUGAUAAUGAAAAACGCUACGAAAAAAUCAUUCUCGAGUACAGUCUCAAGAACCAACUGCGAUAUCGAGGCAAUUUAGUGCAUAGCACCUUUGGCAAUGAAAAGCUGUACUAUGAGAAAUUGAUAGAGGACAACAUUCGGGCGCUGCAUCUUUUUCCCUACCAUCUUGCCGACAUUGUGACAAAGGGCCUCCGGCUGACUCCUUUUAAUUAUUAUGCUGAUAUGCUUGUAUUCUUGCUGAACAACGAUAAAAACUAUGAUUCAUUGCCAAAUUUCACGGCUGCGGAUUGUUUGAGGGUGGUUGGAAUCGGGCGAAAUGAGUAUCUGUCUAUUUCCAGUGAGUUGAAAACCGGAUCACCAAAGCUGUUUUUUAAACGGAACCCGUACUACUUUCUGCCGAAAUUUCCCCGACGGAUUUUAAUCGAACCAUGGUGGAAGGUUGAGAAUGGUUACGUUCUGGAGAGUGAUGUGCAAUUUCUAAACUCGGACGAAUUGGCCGUGAUUGAUCAGCUGAUCGAUUACGGAGCACAGACAGCUGGACGGCUGGAUUACGAAGUGGUUCAUAGUCUCUAUCGGCGAGGUUUAAUUUACCUCGAUGUGCCAAUCAGUGGCGAGGACAAAAUUAGCAUUCCGCCGCUGCAGAAUUUUGUUAUGAAUCGAGUCAGUGGUGAUUACUUCGAGAACCUGCUGUACAACGUUUUUGUUACGGCUGACGAGCAGUCCACUAUAGCUGAGCUCAGUCAAAUUCUCCAGGUGCCAUUGGAUACGGUGAAGCAAGCAACAUCACUUUUCUGCCGUCUUAACUUUGCUCGUCGCAAGCAUACCAGCUUUGCAAACCAACCGGAGCCUCAUGAAAGUUGGCGUAGUGCAAAGCGCGAUUUGAUUCAGCAGCAACAGCAGAACGCUGGAAGGACAAUUUUCAACUAUCAUUCUCUUUUGCUGAGUCAGGAAUCGGUUGAUAGCGAGCAGAGUGAUCGGCCGGGUGAUCUAACAGCUGGAUCACUGGACAGUCCAAGCCCGGCCGAAGACAGUCCGUCUGACUUUUGCACCCUAUCCGACUCUGCGAAAGUGGAAGAAGUUCGCUCGCCGGACGCCAAACGUGUUGGAUUUAUUUUUGAUUCAACCUUGACUGCAUUCCUUAUGAUGGGUAAUCUUUCACCUGGGCUUAAAACGCACGCCGUGACCCUUUUCGAGGUCGGUAAACUGUGUGACGAAGGGAUGAAUGACUUUCUCCGCGAGUUGGAAAAAGUCUCCAUCCUGGAUGCCGACGGUGAAGGUGAAGUUAGCCGUUACUUCCAUCAUGCCAUAAUUUUAAGAUCGACCAUAGUUGCACUUAAAAACGUCCUCAACACUGAGCUAGAUCUGCUUCGACUGGAGAGCCUGGAAGCACUGGAUUUGAAAACUCGAACCCGUCUGCUGGAGAAGAAGUACAAAUUUCUUAUUGCCGCCGCACCGCUUUCCGGGGUUCUUUCCACUCCAUUCACUAUUCCUUUUUUCGGUCAGUUUUAUCGAACUUCUGCUAAUUCACACAUCUGGACAAAGUUGUUCUACUAUCACAUGGGAGGCUAUGGUCCACCUAGUUUGCUGCUAACCAAAGGGACUGUCCUCACCCACUUGCCGCGCCUCUUUCUCGGCUAUGGAAAGCUGCUGAUCACAAUCGUCCAUACCGAGUCGUUCAUUCUGAAUUCGGAAAGAUUUGCGUCGCUUAAUGAGCAUCUCAAGAAUGGCUGCGUACUGAUUCAGGGUUAUGGGAUUAAGCAGGCAGCCGAAGCUCACUACGAGGUGUUUCCGUUUCUUGAUGCUACGGCCGGAAGUGCGGUAAGCUGGAGCCGCCAUUCGGCUGUUCUGAGGCUUGCUAAAGUGCUAAAUUUGGAGCGUAGCUUUGGGUAUCUGACGUUCAUUAAGACUGGUGUCCCGGAUUAUGGCUGCGAAAGCUACGACGAGAACGUUCGUUUGACCAGAGACAAGACUAAAAAUGAAAACGUAAAAUCCAAAGCUGGCAACCCCCAACCAGAUCAGCCUAAACCAAAACCGGUACGAUCGAAUACGAUUGGUUCGAUAACGUCAGUCGAAAGUGAUGACGCUAGUCUGAUUGAGGAUAUUCGACGAAUCCGAGACAUGCAGGACAUUGACGCGUCCCUAGCGGAGCAGCCGGCGAAAGCCGUCGAAAGCGAACAACAGCAGGUGGACCAGGAAGAAGCAGGCGUGAAUCAAGAUCUGGUGUUAGAGCUGGCCGACGCCAGUCGAAACGCAGAUUCCGAUUCCGAUGCGCGUGGACGAUCGCCUGAGGUUAAGAUGGAGGAAUGGACUAUCCUAGACGUUCACUUCGGGAUACCUUUGUUCGAUGUCGAUUGUAACACCUCAAUAUGCCAAAACAUCAUUAAAAAGCUGUGCGUGGAUGAGAACACUGAAAGCGUUCUGGAAGUAAAUUCGCAAAUGGAAAGUUGCUACUUAAAAUUCAUAUCUCAAUGCUUGUACUACGAAGACGAAAGCAUGGAGCUGGUGAAACCGGGCAAGUUUGUGCCAAAACCACGAAUCAGUUUGGUCUUCGAAAAUGGUAAAAUCAGCAGCUGGAAUGGUAAGUGAGCGUAAAAAUAACCGGAAACUACAACCCCAAAGUAAGAUAACACGAAAGCCCCAAGCAGGCAAAGAAAAAAAAAACAUUCAGUUCAAAAUCGAAUGCAUUCCGUACCACAGCGUGUGAGUUUAGUUUUAAUCCUUUCAUACCGAAUUAAACAGAAAAGUAGAUCGUAGAGCUUAGCACGUCAAAUUCCGGCAUUUAUUCGCUCGCCCAGCGAAGAAAACAGCCGCUCCUCAUGAAAGGAGAUUGAUUGGUGAUGGGUCGUCCGUACUGUUUAUAGCAGUUUUAAUUUAUCGAUUUGCUUUGUACAUACGAGUCAAGAAGUUUUAAGCAAGUGAGCCAAAAAUAGACGAGAAAAUAUAAAUAUUGAAUAAUGGA
Molecule: messenger RNA, 3250 nt
Organism: Wyeomyia smithii (pitcher-plant mosquito)
Lineage: Eukaryota; Metazoa; Arthropoda; Insecta; Diptera; Culicidae
Product: protein FAM91A1
Exons: 10
Coding region: 199-2877 (892 amino acids)
Source: RefSeq, a predicted model, not a curated record